CAGAAUCACCUUGGGUCAGGGCGCCAAGAUGGCGUCCUCCGCCUCCGCUCGCACUCCGGCGGGGAAGCGAGUGGUCAAUCAGGACGAACUGCGGCGCUUGAUGAAGGAGAAGCAGCGUCUGAGCACCAACCGGAAACGGAUAGAAUCUCCAUUUGCGAAGUACAACCGUUUGGGGCAGCUGAGCUGUGCCCUGUGCAACACCCCGGUGAAGAGCGAGCUCCUGUGGCAGACUCACGUCCUGGGAAAGCAGCACCGGGAGAAAGUGGCCGAGCUGAAAGGCGCGAAGGAAGCCACCCAGGGUCCGUCCGCCAGCUCAGUGCCUCAGUCAGCCAAGAGGAAGGCGUCGGAGGCGGACGGUCAAGAUGCCAAAAGACCCAAGGCCUCCCCGCUGCCCCAGGUACAGCCCUCCACAUCCGCUUUGUCCACCAACUUUGACAAAGCAGGGAAGGAGUCCACUAGAGCGACCCUCAUUAAGGUUUCAGGACUCGGUUUACUCCCUGAUUAUGAAGAUGAGGAAGAGGAGGAGGAGGAGGAGGAGGAGGAGGAGGGAGGAGAAGGGAAAAGGGGAGACGCCGGCAAGCAGCCGCCCGAUGCACAGGGCAAGGAACACUCGCUUUCCUCCUCGAGGGAGGCAACAAGUAGUAUGCUGCCAAGCGGCUUCUCGGAUACAAAUCCUCCCAAGGCCCCUUUAAUUCCUCAUUCAGGGUCCAUUGAGAAAGCAGAAAUACAUGAAAAAGUAGUGGAAAGGAGAGAAAACACAGCGGAAGCAUUACCGGAAGGCUUUUUUGAUGACCCUGAAAUAGACGCUAGGGUUCGAAAGGUUGAUGCCCCAAAGGAUCAGAUGGACAAAGAGUGGGACGAAUUUCAAAAGGCCAUGAGACAGGUCAAUACCAUUUCCGAAGCCAUAGUUGCUGAAGAGGAUGAGGAGGGACGGUUGGACCGGCAAAUUGGGGAGAUCGAUGAGCAGAUAGAAUGUUACCGUCGGGUGGAAAAGCUUCGGAAUCGCCAGGAUGAAAUUAAAAAUAAGCUUAAAGAGGUUCUGACUAUAAAAGAACUGCAGAAAAAGGAAGAGGAGAAUGUUGACAGCGAUGAUGAGGGAGAACUACAAGAUUUGUUGUCUCAGGAUUGGAGGGUAAAAGGGGCUUUAUUAUAGGGUUUCAAAGACCCAAGAUUUCUACACCCUCUACAGUGGUACCAAAAGUGCUGUCUCUGGAUAUGAUCUUGGUUACUUCAUGCCUAACUGGGUUGUUAAGAUACAAUGAACCUGUGAAGAUAGCACUUUGGAAAGUUGGUGUAAAAUAUUUUUGAGGUAAAGUUGUUUUUGAAAUUUUUCCAGUAUUACAUACUAUAUUGCCAACUUUUUACACAUUUACUCAACUGUAUAAUUUUGAGUUAAGUCUGUAAGCUGUAAAUAUUGUACAUAGUUAAAUAUAUAUUUACUUAAGUAA
Molecule: messenger RNA, 1448 nt
Organism: Herpailurus yagouaroundi (jaguarundi)
Lineage: Eukaryota; Metazoa; Chordata; Mammalia; Carnivora; Felidae
Gene: ZNF830
Product: zinc finger protein 830
Exons: 1
Coding region: 29-1153 (374 amino acids)
Biological process (GO): mitotic DNA replication checkpoint signaling; mitotic DNA damage checkpoint signaling; nuclear DNA replication
Cellular component (GO): spliceosomal complex; nucleus
Molecular function (GO): nucleic acid binding; zinc ion binding
Source: RefSeq, a predicted model, not a curated record